Messenger RNA from Peronospora farinosa, 3162 nucleotides. Lineage: Eukaryota; Oomycota; Peronosporomycetes; Peronosporales; Peronosporaceae. The record is from the annotation of a GenBank genome assembly.
AUGGAAACAAAGACAGAAGAAGAACUAGUAGUCGUACGACCUGAAUUGAUUCAAUGUCCAGAGCUUUUGUUUACGGGAGUGGAGCUUGAAAAACGCACGCCAUUGAGUCUAUUACAUAUGAAAGGGAGACGUUUUGAGUCGCCAUGGGAGCCCUUUUUCGUUGGAAUUUAUGCCCAUUCGCUCUUUUAUUUUACGAAUCUUGGUGACUGGCCUUGUGGUGUCGUCCCUCUCUUUGAUGCUACUGUGAAAACAGUAGAUCGUAUCUAUCGACAUGGAGAUAUUGCUACUGGAGGUGACGAUUGCGGUCCGUGCUGGAAACUCACGUCUUCCAGUGGUCGAGUGCUGCUAUUCCGUGCAUCGUCACAUGAUGCGCGCGUAGAGUGGAUUGAACAGGUGCGUCAAGCUUCGAUACAUGCUGGGGGGUUCAGGAGGAGCAGUAUGGAUGGGAAGGCAGCGCUCGCUUUGGCGAGAAGAUUGUCAAGGACGACGAGCUCGGCAUCGUCGGUGUCGACUUCAUUGCAGUCGCCAAGACAGUUGGAACAAACAGAAAUGCUGCGAGAUGCUCUGCGGACGGUGGAGAAACAGAGACACGAGAUUGAGGAGCUGCAGAAGCUUUUACACAAGUGUAGAGAAAAUGGGAUGCAGAUGGAAGAAGGAACGCAAGAAAUUCAAGAGCACACAGGAAGUGAAGAGGGAACAGAGAUUCGAGAAAUGAGAGGUAAUGGUGACAUGGAGCGAGGUGUCAUGAAGGAAGAGGGCGGAGAGGAUCGAAGUGAAAUGAGCAACGUUGAUGAAGAAAUUGAUAUUUUUGCGAUACUGGAUGGUACUUCCAUCGAAAUAUGCAAGGAUUCUCGAGCUUCCGCGAUUUCUGAUGUCCUUUCAGAAGAUGACGAUACAUUACUAACUGAAGACGAAGAUAACGUGGAAGAGGAGGAUGACAACGAGGACGUACAGGAUACUGGGCAAGGCGAUGGAAGGAACAACAUUCUGAGCUUGAGCUUAGUAAAUGAGUUGACGGAAGCUUGUGUAAGUCAUGAAGACGGUCAGGCUGGUGAAAUCAACCCAGAUGAAGAAGGAAUGUGUGAAACUCAGUCGCUUUCGCCUCGUAAGAAGACGGCUAUGUUAGCCCUAAAAUCUCCCGAGCAAGAGACUACCUCCAUAAUGGUAGCUUCGAGACAGAAGCCUGAACGCUUAAACUCGAAUGCGUCCUCAUUGAGUGCCGCAUUGAUAGAUUGCCAUAAUGCAGCGGAAAAUAAAUCAAUCCAGCAGCAAGUAGCGGAGUUGGUCGAAAUGGCGCGCAAUUUGAACAAAGAUGACGCUACCGACUCAUCUUCGGCACAUGGAAGUAGUGAGGACGGCUCGCUGACCCCCAGUCGUAAAGGAUUGCAGAGUGGUGCAGGUAUUUUUGAUUCGAGUGCUGGUGCUGGAAAUGACUUUUUGCAGCUGCAAGCUAUGGAGCUUGCCGAGAUUGCCCGCAAUUUGCAGUCUUCGUUCCGGGCUGAUCCCAUGCCAUCGAAGGUUCCUUUGAAACCAACCUUAAGCUCGUCAUCGCUUGUCGGAUCUCAAUCUUCUUUUUCUGACGUGACAGACUUUGGCCUGAAUCAAAUCAACUCGAACGGCAGCAAUGGCAGCAUUUUCUCCAUCACGCAGGACGAUCUGUACUUUGAUGAGGACGAAAAUGGCGAGAUCGAGCGUCUGUCCGAGUUUGAUGCGUCGGACAAUCAGUUUUUGGAAGCGAGUGGGUUCCUUGACUCUAUCCAUCAGGUCAUGAAGGACUUUAUUGUAUCGACCCAGCCAGAUCCGUCUCGUCAACCGGAUCUGUUAGUCAUUGACGACGAAAGUACUGCUGAAACUCGACAAGAAACUGAUGCGAGUUCAUCAAAGGUUGUCGAUAGUUUUAAGGAAGCUUACAGACAGCGUCCAUUUCGAACGGAUUCGCCUGCUGCUGAGUCAUCAAAUGUAACAAGUCCAAGGAUGCCUGCUAUCUUUUCUCAUACUAGAUCGGCACAGGACAUCUUUAAUGGAGACAUCGAUGCUUUGUCGCAAUCACCGAAGGAUCUUCCAUCACUGGUCGUCGAGGACACAAUGUCGGUUGUGGCUUCCAUUCUGCAGAGCGCGGGGCGAGAAGAUAAAAUGCUUUUGCUGUCUCCAUUCCUCCGCGUUUUUGGAAGUCGCAACCACCUCAGCCACCUUAUCCGCUGGGCAAUCGAGAUUGAAGUUGCUUCUGUCAUCAACGUGGCAACGCUUUUCCGCUCGGACGAUUAUGCGAGCCGGUUAGUUUCGACAUACAGCAAAGCAAUUGGAUCAAAAUUCAUCCGUGUAGCUCUUUCGGAGCCCAUCCGUCAAAUAUGUAAGUUGAAGAUUGCCGACAUGGAGCUGAACCCGCACAAGGAAGAGUCGCUAAAGGAUGAGGCACAAGCCGAUUCGAACGCCGCUAACUUGAUGCGGACAUGCCAAAACAUUAUUGAUUCGAUCAUGACGAACGCCAACUAUAUUCCGUCGUCGUACUUUCACAUUUGCUCCCAUUUGAACUCGAAGGUUAUCAGUCGUUUUGAUGGCUCAAAGGAGGGUGUUGAGGCAAAGGACGCAUCUACAUUGACUCGGUCGGUGAUUGGAGGUUUUCUUUUUCUUCGCUUCGUUUGCCCGGCCAUUACCACCCCGCAUCUGUAUGGACUUACAAAACAGCUUCCUCCACCUGAGACGCGCCGUGUACUCGUGCUGGUCACGAAGCUGUUGUUUAAGACAGCUACUGGUGUGAAAUUUGGAGACCGAGAGCCCCAAUUCAAGGUUCUUAAUCCAUUUAUUGAAAAGAAUUCUCCAGCAAUACAACAGCUCUUUGCUAACUUGGCCAUGUCUCCAAGUCAAGAUAUUGACGAAUGCUUUGCUUCUGACAGCCGCAAGAUCUAUUCCCACGUAUCAUCAUCGCAGUUGGUCGAGGAUUUAGAGGUCAUCAGGUCUAUCUCGGAAAAGAACCUCGAAGAUAUUGAGAAGAAGUUAGAGGAAUGUGAGUGUCAACCCGAGGUACUGGAGAGUUUCAAGACGGCCGUCCUGACCAGUUCCGACCCUCAGAAAAGCUCGCUGACAAAGAAACUUAGUGCCAACAUGAAGUUCCUCAGUGGCUUUGGCAAGAAACCCAGGACAAGGAAACAGUCCGAUCAGUAA